Molecule: messenger RNA, 2261 nt
Organism: Zophobas morio
Lineage: Eukaryota; Metazoa; Arthropoda; Insecta; Coleoptera; Tenebrionidae
Product: protein MTO1 homolog, mitochondrial
Exons: 8
Coding region: 183-2213 (676 amino acids)
Biological process (GO): mitochondrial tRNA wobble uridine modification; tRNA methylation
Cellular component (GO): cytosol; mitochondrion
Molecular function (GO): flavin adenine dinucleotide binding
Source: RefSeq, a predicted model, not a curated record
UUAAAGAACACUCAGCUUUUCCAUAUACAGGGAAAAUUAAUUUUUAAUUCUGAAUACAGCGUGGUGCGCAUGAGUAUGCGCAGCAAAACACAACUUGCAAGCAUCAAUGACCUCUAACCUAACCUCAAAAUUACAAACCUUCCAAACUAGACAAUUUUCUUAUUAAAAGUUAAAACUAAAACAUGCUAAACUUAUUCUCUAAUGCAAAACAAUUCCAAAAGCCAGUUUGUCACAUCACAUUAUGCUACAAAAACAACAAAAUUAAACUACUCCGAAAACUUCAUAGUUUCUCCCCUGAUAAGAAGUACAAUGUGGUUGUAGUGGGUGGUGGUCAUGCGGGUAGUGAAGCAUGUGCAGCAGCAGCUCGAAUGGGGGCCCAAACUCUCUUAAUAACCCACAAAAAAGAAACAGUAGGUGAAAUGUCAUGCAAUCCGUCUUUUGGGGGAAUAGGCAAAGGACACCUCAUGCGAGAAGUUGAUGCCUUGGAUGGAAUUUGUGGACGCAUGUGCGACUUAUCUGGCAUCCAAUACAAGGUCCUGAAUAAAAGAAAGGGUCCCGCUGUUUGGGGUUAUCGCGCCCAGAUUGACAGAGAUCUGUAUAAAAAACACAUCCAAGAGGAGUUAUUUGAAAGAACGCCUAACUUAGACGUUUUAGUGGCUUCUGUAGAAGAUUUAAUAAUAAAGAAUCCGAGUUCCAAUAGUAGUGGUCAACCUGUUGUUGAUUGUUGUGGGAUUGUUUUAAAUGACGGCACACAAAUUAAUUCAGAUUGUGUGGUCAUAACUACUGGAACUUUCCUAAAUGGACAGAUCAAUAUAGGGACCAAAGUGUACCCAGCCGGUCGAAUAGGCGAUAAACCAUCAAUUGGCUUAGCCCAGACUUUAGCGUCUUUAAAUUUAAGAAUGGGGCGUUUAAAAACGGGGACGCCGCCUAGACUUAGGGCCAACACAAUCAAUUACAGCGUCUGUGAUUUUCAAAAGGGUGAUGAUCCACCUUUACCGUUUUCUUUCGUUAACGACGCAGUGUGGAUUAAGCCUGAGGACCAAUUACUCUGUUAUCUCACCAGAACAUCUUUAUCUAUAGAGUCAAUUAUCAAAAACAAUCUCCACGUCAAUAGACACGUGAGGGAAGAAGUAACGGGUCCUAGAUAUUGUCCUAGCAUAGAAUCCAAAGUUUUGAGGUUCGGGGGACGGCAACAUCAGGUCUGGUUAGAACCAGAGGGUCUUAACAGCGACAUAAUCUACCCAAACGGGUUAUCUUGCACACUUCCGGAAGAACUCCAAGUCCAACUAAUCCAUUCCAUUCCCGGUCUAGAGAAAGCGGAAGUCGUCAGACCUGGCUACGGCGUUGAAUACGACUUCGUCGAUCCCCGAGAACUGCAGCCAACCCUACAACUAAAAAGAAUAAAGAAUUUAUUUCUUGCAGGCCAGAUUAAUGGAACAACCGGAUAUGAAGAAGCCGCAGCUCAAGGGAUCAUCGCUGGGAUUAACGCAGCCGCUUUUGGUUUACACAAACCCGCGAUUACUAUCAGUCGUACUGAAGGCUAUAUAGGUGUCCUGAUUGACGAUUUGACCACUUUAGGCACAAAUGAACCAUACAGGAUGUUUACAAGUCGAGCCGAGUUUAGACUGACGUUAAGACCCGAUAAUGCCGACCAGAGACUGACAGGGAAGGGUUUUGAAAUCGGUUGUGUGAGUAAACAAAGAUAUGACAAAAUGGUGGAUAUGAAAGAGAAGCUAGAAGACGGUAUAGCGCUUUUAAAGAGUGUGAGCAAACCUGUCACUCACUGGAGGAAACUAAUGAAUAUUACGCCAUCCAAAAACGCUAUGCAAAAGCGAGCUUUCAAUGUGAUAGACAUUUAUAAUGAAGGUAUAACGAUAACUAUGUUGGCGAAAGUCGCCCCUGAAUUAUUACCUUUAAGCUACGAUAAAUCGUUAGAAAAUCGGCUUCAUAUUGAAGCAAUGUAUGAAGCUGCCGCUGCCGAACAAGCAGAAGAAGUUAAAGAAUUAAGAAAAGAAGAAUCUCUGGUUAUACCGAGAGAUAUUGAUUAUAACGCGGAUAACCUUAACCUCAAUUCCGAAGAGCGGGAAAAAUUGUUGACGGUCCAACCACAAACGAUAGCGGCCGCCAGUAGAAUUCCAGGUAUAAGUCCAUCCUCGGUUUUUAGGCUCCUAAGAUUUGUAAAAAAAGUCCCGCAAAUCGAAUCAGCGUUGUAAUUAAGUAUUAUGUAUAGAAAAUAAACGAAUAAAAUGGAAUUAUUUUUA